Ictalurus punctatus (channel catfish) is the source of this 1039-nucleotide messenger RNA. Its product is annotated as CUB and zona pellucida-like domain-containing protein 1. Gene Ontology annotation, cellular component: cell surface. Bases 117 to 944 code for a protein of 275 amino acids. The transcript is spliced from 6 exons. NCBI's taxonomy places the organism in Eukaryota, Metazoa, Chordata, Actinopteri, Siluriformes, Ictaluridae. The record is from RefSeq and is a predicted model, not a curated record.
CCAUUUUUCAUUUAGAUUAUUGUUUCACCCCCACAACAACACCAACAACAACACCAGAACCCACGACAACAGAAAGCUCACUGACAACAGCCCGUGUGGAUUGCUCCUCUGACUCGAUGAACAUUGCCAUCCGUAAAUCCUACCUGGACUCACUGGGAUUCAGCUGGUACGACCUUUAUCUUGAUGACCAUCGCUGCAGAGCUUCAACUGACAACUACUAUGUCACCUUCAACUUCCGUCUCCAUAGCUGCAGCACCAGGAGAACGACCGAGAAUGGACGUAUUAUCUACACCAAUAAUGUGCGAGCAGCUCAGCCAACGUCGGAUGAGAUCACCCGAAAUAAUACAGUUUUCCCGUUGGUUGUGAGAUGUGUGAUGGAGCGUGAUUCUUCAGUCGAGAUUCUUUAUGAGGCCAAAGAGAUUACAAAUGCAGCUAUCACUGGAACGGGUCGGUUCAACACCACCAUGGCCUUUUACCCAUCCAGCAGCUUUUACUACCCCAUCACCGAUUCCCCGUACCGAGUGAACCUCAAUCAGCAACUGUACGUGCAGGUGCAGCUAACCCCAGCCGAACCAAGCCUCCAUCUGUUCAUGGACUCCUGUGUGGCCUCGCCAAACCACGACUACAGCAGCCGCACCUAUGACCUUAUACGCAAUGGCUGUCGGAGAGACAACACGGUAAACAUAUACAGAAAUGGAAAUCGUUACUUCGCUCAGUUCAGCUUCAGCGCAUUCAAGUUCCUGCGCACACACAACCAGGUGUUCCUCAAGUGUGAUGUCAUUAUCUGCCCUGACAACGACUACAACUCACGAUGUCGCCAAGGAUGCCGUUAUCGCAGGAAACGAAGCACUAGCUCUGAUCACCACACUGAGGUCCUCAUCCUUGGGCCAAUCACACUCAAAGGUCCAGAGGAGGCUGAGGCCAAGACGGAGGACAAGGAGUGAACUCACACUGACUGAUUAAUUAAUCACUUAAAUAUAGUUAACACUGAAUAAUAAUCUGAAUAAGCUUCCUCUAUUAAAGCAUUAUCUAAAGGCAA